This is a messenger RNA of Adineta ricciae, 2508 nucleotides long. Lineage: Eukaryota; Metazoa; Rotifera; Eurotatoria; Adinetida; Adinetidae. The record is from the annotation of a GenBank genome assembly.
AUGGCAACUAACAGCACUACUCAAACUUCCACAUUCGCAAGCAAUACAUUCGAGUCGACGUAUAAAGCGAAAGACGAACUCUUGAAUGAAAUUCUCAAAUGUGGCAUCUGUCUUUCGCGAAUGUUAGCACCCUGUUGUCUGCCCUGUGCACAUGCCUUUUGUCGUUCAUGUUUAAUCAGUUAUGCGGAAAGUAAUCGUGUAAAUAAUUUCUCGUCCAUGCACUAUAUUCAGUGUCCAUAUUGUAAAUUUCAACUAAAUUACUCUUCAAUCAAACAAUUAGAAACCAUGUUAAUCAUCAAUCCGACAUUGAAACAGUUAUGCGAAGCACUGGAAACAUUGAAGACAACCGGUGAACAGUCGACUGCAAGCUAUCAUGCUCGAUGUCAUUCAUGUUGUACACUUCAAAUGCUUAAAAUUUGUAAACAUUGUUCAUUCAUGCUCUGUGCAGCGUGCCGACGAACGCAUUUGUUGGACGUUCAUCGCGAAAGUAAAAUUCAGUUGGAGACGCUCGACGCUCAUUUACGAUUAGUCAAUGAAAAACGUUCUGAACUGAAUCAAAUCAAUCACAAAUACGAUCAGAUGAGAGAAUUAAUUCAUUCGUAUACGGAAAAAUUGUAUGACACACUAAAACAACAGUGCGAUCAAGCGUUACACAUUCUCGACGAACGACAACAUUCAAAUGAUGAAAUCUUUUGGAAUGACUGCGGUUUUGAUAAUGCCGAGAAAUUGGAUUUCUUUGUAUCAUUACUCGAAAUAGGCAAAAGGAAACUGGCGGCAAAGCACAUCACUGAUCGAGAUCUCAUGGACUUAUCUGAUAACCUGCAAACGAUUCCCGGUGUUGACGAGAACCUUCUGGAGAAAAUGAAUUUUUCUCAAAUGUCGUUGUGCGUGGAUGAAACAUGUCUAACGAAACAAUUUAUUCGUAUCAGCGACAAGAAUGAUUCGUCAAUGAUGAAAAAUAUCGACGAAAAAUCGAGUCAGAUUUAUUUGCCUCCAGGAGCAAUUAUUGUUGUCAUGCACAAAAGCACACACACACACACAUACAGUAAAGCAAAAGAGAAGAAGUGGAGUUUUUAUUGCACUGUGAAAAUUGUUCAUCUGGAUAAUCGUAUAAGCACUCGACGGCCGACCGAUGAUGUAGCCAAUGCUAAUGCUGGUAUGAAUAUCUUCACUAAACCAGUAACGAAAACUGUACAAUUAAAAGCGGAGAAUUUUGAGUUGUUCAAUCACAACGAACGUUUAACUGAGGAGAAUGGUUCGCUAGGUGCUGGAUUAAAUAAAUUACAGAAUAAACAUGAUAAACUAAUGUACUUGGCACGCAAUCGUCUCAGUGAAGUACGAAGCAAAUAUCAAAAACUCGAACAAGAUAAUCAAUCAUUGAGAGAACAAUUAGAACGCUUACGACGAGCCGAUGAACAAAUGAAGAAACUUGCUGAAGAUCAUCAACAGACUGAGGAUCGUUAUAAGACAAAUGAACGCGAAUUGCGUACAAUGAUCGAGAAAUUAAAACGUGACAAUGAUGAUUUAAAGACGAAAUAUUCCGUUGGCGAACUUCAUUCAUUAAAAGAAAACUAUCAGACGACGAAACAAGCUCUGGAACAGGCUAAACGUGAGAUCUUUUCGAUGAAGGAUGAAAUUCAUAAAGCCAGUUUCGAACGCGAUACACUCCAACGCGAAGUUGGAUAUUUAAACGAAAAAAUCAAUGAUCUUAAUGCCGGAAAGAAAAAAGCUGAUGUGAAAGUCGAGCAGCUAUCUGAACAAGUUGAGAAAUUACAAACACACUUGAAACGUUCCGAAGGUAACUGUCAACUAUUACAUGAACGAUUGACAGCAGUGAAAAAGGAACGUGAUACAAUCGAGGCUGACAGUCGAACGAAGAUUGGAACAUUGAGUCAAAAUUUGAAAGAAUUACAAACAUCAUCGAAAACACUAAUGGAACAAUUCCGUGUGCAAACAAAACAGUGUGAACAUUUAGAUGUCGAAAAUAAACAAUUGACCGAAUACGUCAAUGGCUAUCGCAAGGAAAAUGAUAUUCUCGCUAAACAACUCGUUGCUCUCAAUGCGAAACUCAAGCAGUUGAUGUUGGAAAUUGAAACAUUCAAAUCUUCCGAUGCAUCAGUGAAAAACGAAGAAGCCCUUCGUAUGCAGAACGCUCUGAUGAGUUUGACUGAUCAACUGACACAAUUACGAAAACUGCAUGCGAAUACACUUGCAGAAAAUCGACAGACCAAAGAACUGCUAAUCGAAAAAGAUUCCGUUUUAACGAACUUAGGCUACGAACGUCAUCAACUGCAAGACAAAGUCGUCAAAAACGAACAUACUAUCCGGCAAAUGGAACGCAAAUUAGCUGGGCGGGACGGGCCUACCAAACCAUUGUUACCACCGCCGCCAUUGUCGAAUGUAACAUUGGCGAAACAACCAUCUCCGACAACAAUAACUAAUCCAUCAUCAUCGAAAACAACGACUUUGAUAACAAACUCGUUUUCGAAUGUUGUCAUUCCAACCUGA